GCAGCAGCUGGUGAGGCUCGCAGUUGCUGCAGCGGAUCGUUGUGCACCGCUCCUUCCUCCUCCUCUUCCUCCUCAGGGCCGCCGCCGCCAUGCAGCCCUCCCGCAGCCUCCUGCUCCUCGCCUCCUGCUUCCUGGUCGCCUCCGCCGUCGUCAGGAUUCCCCUGCAGAAGUUCCGCUCGAUCCGCCGGACCCUCACGGAGGCCUCGGGGACCCCCGAGGACCUGUUGGCCCGGGGCCCCGCCCCCGAAUACACGCUGGGCGGCCCCACCCCGGAGAUCCUCAACAACUACCUGGACGCUCAGUACUACGGGGCCAUCGGUAUCGGGACCCCCCCGCAGACGUUCACCGUGGUUUUCGACACUGGCUCUUCCAACCUCUGGGUGCCGUCCAUCCACUGCAGCUUCCUGGACUUCGCAUGCUGGAUCCAUCACAAGUACAACUCGAAGGCGUCCAGCUCGUACGUGAAGAACGGCACCGAGUUCGCCAUCACCUACGGCAGCGGGAGUCUCUCUGGGUACCUGAGCCAAGACACCGUGUCGGUCGGGGACAUAAAGCUGGAGCGGCAGGUGUUUGGGGAGGCCAUUAAGCAGCCGGGCGCUACCUUCCUGAUGGCCAAGUUCGACGGCAUCCUGGGCAUGGCCUUCCCCCGCAUCAGCGUGGACGGCGUCGUCCCCUUCUUCGACAACCUCAUGAACCAGAAGCUGGUGGAGAAGAACGUGUUCUCCUUCUACCUCAACAGGGACCCAGAAGCACAGCCCGGCGGGGAGCUGAUGCUCGGGGGCACUGACCCCAAGUACUACACUGGCACCAUCAACUACGUCAACGUCACCCGCAAGGCCUACUGGCAGGUCCACAUGGAUGGGGUGACUGUGGGCAGCCAGCUGACGCUGUGCAAAGGCGGCUGUGAGGCCAUCGUGGACACGGGCACCUCCCUCAUCACCGGCCCCGUCAGCGAGGUGAAGGCCUUACAAGCGGCCAUCGGCGCCGUGCCCCUGAUCCAGGGAGAGUACAUGAUUCCCUGCAACAAAGUCCCCAGCCUGCCGCCCAUCAGCUUCAGGCUCGGCGCUCGGACCUACAGCCUGACCGGAGAACAAUACGUGCUUAAGGUGACGCAGGCGGGCCGCACUAUGUGCCUGAGUGGCUUCAUGGGCAUGGACAUCCCGCCGCCGGGCGGCCCUCUCUGGAUCCUGGGCGACGUGUUCAUCGGCCAGUACUACACCGUCUUCGACCGUGACAACAGCCGCGUCGGCUUCGCCAAGGCCCGCUGAAGCCCCCCGGCCCCCGAGGUCUCCCCGCCGGUCCCCGUUCCCUUCCCCCGCCCCGGGGUCGGGGGCAGAGCCGGGGAAGGUGGAGCCAGGCAGACGCCCACCCCUCACCGAUCCCUCCCGGCCCGUUCCGUCGGCUUGUUGUAAACCCUCCGCGGUCACUGCUGUUAGCACCGGGGUUUUGGCUUCUUGGUUCUUUGAAUGUCCGGAUAACUUUCCAUUUUCCCGUUGGCCUGGCGGGGGUGGGGGGUCUGAGCUCCCGCUUCGCUCCCCUCCCUGCGUCGGAGUGGGGGGCAGUGGAAGGCCACAGACCUCUCCCCCCCUGCCCCGACUCUUGGGUAUCAACUGCCCCUCUUGUCUGCCCUGGAGCUGGGGAGUGAGGCCGGGGCUUGGGUUUACCGUAGCAUAGGGAGAGCACCGCCCCCCAUCCCCCUUAGAAGGGUGGGGGGGAUAGGCCCCACCUUGCCCCUUUUCCUCACCCCUUCUCCCCAUUUGUGGCAACACUCCCGCCUCCACUCAAAGCGAGGGGUUCAAGCCCCUUUCCCUAGACACUGCCUCCCCAUAAAUGCGACAUGCUAGAGCCCAAGAGGGGGUGGGGGUCCUUGUAGGGGGAGAGCUGAAUUGAACAGGGGUGCAAGAAGUGGGGAGGGGGAGGGCAUUCCCCUCCCAUGGCCCGGCUGAGCCUGCUGGAGGGCACCGGGAUUGGGAGAUCCUUUCUACCUGCUUGCCCGCCGCCCCUUCUCUGCGGGGGAGGAGGACGGAGGUAGUGAAAGCCAGCUGGACCCUCUCUUGGGGGGCUUAGGGGGGCUUUCCCAACCUCCCAGCCCCACCCGACUCCUUCUGCCCCCUGCCACCGUAGACGAGUGCAGUGAAAAUACAGAUGGUUUUCGAUCCUA
Messenger RNA from Tachyglossus aculeatus (Australian echidna), 2161 nucleotides. It is a transcript of the gene CTSD, whose product is annotated as cathepsin D. The transcript is spliced from 9 exons. Gene Ontology annotation, biological process: proteolysis. NCBI's taxonomy places the organism in Eukaryota, Metazoa, Chordata, Mammalia, Monotremata, Tachyglossidae. Gene Ontology annotation, cellular component: lysosome. Gene Ontology annotation, molecular function: aspartic-type endopeptidase activity. Bases 90 to 1268 code for a protein of 392 amino acids. The record is from RefSeq and is a predicted model, not a curated record.